Passer domesticus (house sparrow) is the source of this 1107-nucleotide messenger RNA. RefSeq names its product potassium voltage-gated channel subfamily E regulatory subunit 3 (gene KCNE3). The transcript is spliced from 2 exons. NCBI's taxonomy places the organism in Eukaryota, Metazoa, Chordata, Aves, Passeriformes, Passeridae. Gene Ontology annotation, cellular component: membrane. Gene Ontology annotation, molecular function: transmembrane transporter binding; voltage-gated potassium channel activity involved in ventricular cardiac muscle cell action potential repolarization; potassium channel regulator activity. The coding region runs from base 119 to 418 and encodes 99 amino acids. Gene Ontology annotation, biological process: ventricular cardiac muscle cell action potential; membrane repolarization during action potential; negative regulation of delayed rectifier potassium channel activity. The record is from RefSeq and is a predicted model, not a curated record.
CCGGGAAGGGGAGGAGGCUGGCGGCGCUCCCAGCCCGCCGCAUCCCUCCCCGGGCAGCGAUGCUCAGUCCCGGCUCAGCCCGGCGGCGGCGCGGAGGGCACCCGAGCCCGCGGAGGACAUGGACGGCACCAACCGCACGGAGCCGUGGCAGCGCGGCCUGCAGGCGCUGCUGGGCGCCCUGAACCAGACCCUGCACGGCGCCGUGCCCUGCCCGGGCCAGGCCCGCGCCAGCCCGGCCAGGGCGGCCGCGCGCGGGGAGCACGCCAACGCCAACGCCUACAUGUACAUCCUGUUCGUCAUGACGCUCUUCGCCGCCACCGUGGGCAGCCUCAUCCUGGGAUACACCCGCUCCCGCAAGGUGGACAAGCGCAGCGACCCCUACCACGUCUACAUCAAGAACAGGGUCUCCAUGAUCUGAGAUGGCCCACGCCUCGUCCCCUGCAACCCCUGCCACCUCUGCAUCAAGAACUGGGUCUCCAUGAUCUGACUGGCCCGCUCCUUGUCCCCAGAGCCACCGGGCUCAGGGCCACCGCGCUGGGCACGUCCUGCUUGCUGGGAACCCCCAAAAUCUGCUGGGAACCCCUAGAGCUUCUGGGACUCCACAGAGUUGCUGGAACCCCAGAGCUGCUGGGACGCCCCAAAGCUGUUGAAAGCCCCCCAAAGCUGCUGGAACUCCCCUAAAGCUGCUGGGGACCCUGUAGAGCUGCUGGGAGCCCUCCAAAGCUGCUGGGAGCCCCCCAAAGCUGCUGAGAACCCCCAGAGCUGCUGGAACGCCUCUCCAUGGAGGAGCUCGGUCCAGGCUGAGCAGUGCCAGGAUGUCCAGGCUGGCAGGAGCUGGAGGAAUGUGAGCUGCACGCCGGUGCUGGUCCUGCAGACCCACCUGGGCUCCACCUGGGCUGGCAGGGCAGCUCCUUUCCCACCGUGGCCUGCGGGGCUGGCAGGAGCCUUCAAGGAGAAUAUUUCCCCAUUUCCCUGCUCAGAUCAGCCCUCCCUGGGCUGCCAGCAGCUGUGGCCGUGCUUAGGGGGGUUUUGGGUGCUGGGACGCUGUGAUGUUUGAGCUGGGCUGGGCCCUGCUGCUCUGGCAGGGAAUUAAAGGAGGUGCUGGGC